AUGGACGGAUUCACAAAGCUACAUGAGCUCUACGACAACCCAUCGAAUGUCUUAUUCGAGGAGGAGAACUUCCUUGACUACCGGCCAGGCGGAUUUCAUCCUGUUGCUCUCGGAGAUACUUUGAAAGAUGGCCGGCUCGAGCAAUGGGUGUCCGUCAAAAUCGCUAACGCGGAGAGGACAAAUCGGUCUCGAGAGCUUCAAGUUCUACGAGCAUUGGCGCAAUACUCAAAUGUGAAUCCAGGUUCUGAACAUAUUGUUCAACUACUCGACGAUUUCCUCCAUGAAGGCCCCAACGGAUGUCAUCAGUGUCUCGUGUUCGAACUUCUCGGCCCUACUUGUCAACAUAAUGUAUCGACCCAAAUGCUAGAAGCUGUUGCCUUUAUGCACGAGGCUGGCUAUGCACACGGAGAUCUUAGCAUAAAAAACCUCGCCUUCUAUAACGAUCGCUUAUCUCGUCUAUCCGAAGAAGAACUCUUUGAAGCACUUGGGACUCCGAAUCCAGAAGAGUUAACUCGAUUAGAUGGCAAACCCCUCGGACAAGGCAUCCCUACCCAGCUGGUAGAAUCAGCACUGUGGACUGGUUGGCCACUUGAUGACGACGAAGACGAUGAAAAUGUUCGCAUUAUUGAUCUAGGAGAGGCAUUUAAUCAGACUGCCGUACCUAAAAACCUUGCACAGCCUGGAGGCUUGCAAGCGCCCGAAUCGAUUUUUACCGGCAAGAUUGAUUACAAACAAGACUUAUGGCGUGCAGGCUUAGUGAUCUAUUAUCUCAUCUUCGGAGCUUUGCCGUACAGCUGGUGGGGAAUCAACCCUUUGGUUGAAGCGAUGAUCGACGUUUUUGGGGAGCUACCGCCGGAGUGGGAGUCAAAGUGGGAACAGAUGAGGUCCGAUGCUGUAGCUAGAGGGGAUCCCGGGGCUGGAAAAUGGAAACAACUUCCGGACUGGCGACUGGAAAGGCAGUUUGAUAAACAUGUCCAUGAGCCGGAAUUGAAGGCUUUUCUUCCGGUGAUCCAAGGAACCCAUAACGAUGGCAACGCCAACACUUACCCAGCCACUUACCACCAGGGGACGGCAACGUUGCAACUCUAUGCUCACCAUCUAACAGCAUCCAAAGCCCCUGGAGGACCUCCCAAGUGUCAUAUGACUCAGCUGAAGGCAUAUGCCAUGACCAGCGACAAGGAGAUAUUUGUGAGAGGGGCGGCUGUGUACCGCAAUAAUCGUGACCGGGCCAAAACCAAUCAAGAUGAUUUCAUUGAUCAUGCCAAUCGGGUGGCUCGAUGCGCACUUGCUGAUACUCCGUCAACCACAUUCACGAACAGCGGUACGUCCCUAUCAGUACUAUAUGCAAUCCAAUCCACGUUCACGGGCCUCAAUUGA
This is a messenger RNA of Rhinocladiella mackenziei CBS 650.93, 1377 nucleotides long. RefSeq lists its product as uncharacterized. NCBI's taxonomy places the organism in Eukaryota, Fungi, Ascomycota, Eurotiomycetes, Chaetothyriales, Herpotrichiellaceae. Gene Ontology annotation, biological process: protein phosphorylation. The record is from RefSeq and is a predicted model, not a curated record. The transcript is spliced from 6 exons. Gene Ontology annotation, molecular function: ATP binding; protein kinase activity. The coding region runs from base 1 to 1377 and encodes 458 amino acids.